This is a messenger RNA of Delphinapterus leucas (beluga whale), 2863 nucleotides long. RefSeq names its product tigger transposable element derived 7 (gene TIGD7). Lineage: Eukaryota; Metazoa; Chordata; Mammalia; Artiodactyla; Monodontidae. The record is from RefSeq and is a predicted model, not a curated record. Gene Ontology annotation, cellular component: nucleus. Gene Ontology annotation, molecular function: DNA binding.
UACAUGCAGAGCAAUAUGAGCACCAUUUUCCUUUCUGGCAGUGAGGUAAAAUCAGCUUGUCUUGGAAGAGGAGAAGCCACACUGCAUCUUUGUUACACAAUAUUAUUCUGUCCUUGCCUUUAAGGCUUUCACACUCCUUUGUGAAGCACCACUUUUUAUUGAGAUUUAUCUUACCUGAGUCUGUCCCUCUUGUGAGCACAUCUCACCUCCUCUCUUCCUUUUGUGUCUUUUCCUGUAAUCAGUUAGGGAGAGUAUGCAGGUAUUCCUGUUAUUCCUGACUGGUGCUGCUGCAUCUGUCAAGGGAGAGAAGAAAGAGCAUUCAGAAGGGGGGUUCUGAAGACUGACCAUCCAUGUCUUGCAGGAGCAACAACUAGACCGGACCUUGCAGUGGCAACUUUCUGAGUUCAGACUUUACCUCUAGACUAGCAUUUCAAUCAUGAGCCCUUAUCCUUUUUAGCCCAUUACCCUUCAGUAUAAAUUCCUAUGCCUUCUGGGGGGCGUUGUGCUAGUUGGGGGAAUGAGGAGUUGUUUCGUUUUUAAUUUUUUUUUCCAAUUCAGUAAUGCUUUUUCCUUUUUACCCCUGUUGAUUGCCUGAAACCAAAUUCAGUAUGAAUAAGAGAGGGAAAUAUACAACACUGAAUUUGGAGGAGAAAAUGAAGGUUCUAAGUAGGAUUGAAGCAGGACGAUCUCUUAAAAGUGUAAUGGAUGAAUUUGGAAUCAGUAAAUCAACAUUUUAUGACAUUAAAAAGAACAAGAAAUUGAUUUUGGACUUUGUACUGAAGCAGGACAUGCCAUUAGUAGGGGCUGAGAAGAGAAAGAGAACAACAGGAGCCAAAUACGGUGACGUGGAUGAUGCAGUCUACAUGUGGUACCAACAGAAACGCUCAGCUGGUAUCCCUGUGAGAGGUGUGGAGCUUCAGGCUGCUGCCGAGAGAUUUGCACAGUGUUUUGGGCGAACAGACUUCAAAGCUAGCACUGGUUGGCUUUUUAGAUUUCGAAAUAGGCAUGCAAUUGGGAACCGAAAAGUAUGUGGGGAACAAGUCCUACGUUCAGCUUCAGAAAAUGUUGAGCCGUUUCGACAAAAACUGUCCAUGCUUAUUAAAGAGGAGAAACUGUGUCUUGCUCAGCUGUACAGUGGGGAUGAGACUGACCUCUUUUGGAAGUCAAUGCCAGAAAAUACUCAGGCAAGCAGAAAAGAUAUCUGCCUGCCAGGGAGGAAAAUAAACAAAGAACAAUUGUCUGCUCUUUUAUGUGCAAAUGCGGAUGGUACUCAUAAGUUAAAGUCAAUUAUUAUUGGAAAAUCAAAGCUGCCCAGAAGUGUAAAAGAGGACACAUGUACAUUACCUGUGAUAUACAAACCUAGUAAAGAUGUUUGGUUCACCAGAGAAUCAUUUUCAGAAUGGUUUUUUCAAAACUUUGUUCCUGAGGUCAAGCACUUUCAAGUUAAUGUUCUAAGAUUCCAUGAGGAGGAUGUCAGGGCCUUGUUACUUCUGGACAAUUCUCCAGUUCACCAUUCCACUGAAUCACUAACCAGUGAGGAUGGUCGAAUAAAAUGCAUGUUCUUUCCCCAUGACACUUCAACCUUGAUUCAACCAAUGAAUCAGGGUGUGAUCUUGAGCUGCAAACGACUUUACAGGUGGAAGCAACUUGAGGAGAGUCUUGUAAUUUUUGAAGAAAGUGAUGAUGAGCAAGAUAAAGGAGAAAAAGGAGUUUCCAAGAUUAAAAUCUACAACAUAAAAAGUGCAAUUUUUAACUGGGCAAAGAGUUGGGAUGAAGUAAAACAAAUAACCAUAGCAAAUGCAUGGGAAAAUCUUCUUUACAAAAAGGAACCUGAAUAUGAUCUUCAAGGCUUAGAAGAUGGAGAUUAUAGAGAAAUUCUUGAGAAAUAUGGGGAGUUGGAAACCAAGCUGGAUAACGAUAGGGUGUGGUUAAAUGGGGAUGAAGAAAAGGGCAGCUCCCCGAAAACAAAAGGUGGAAUUAUAAAGGAAGUUGUUCAAAAAGCGAGAGCUGAGGAGCAGACUGCUGAAUUUAAGUUAUCUGCUGUAAGAAAGAGUUUGGACUACCUUCUUGACUUUGUUGAUGCAACACCUGAGUUUCAAAGGUUCCAUUUUACACUGAAAGAGAUGCAACAAGAAAUAAUCAAGAAGCAGUUCCAGAGUAGAAUCCAUUCUAGAAUUGGUAGCUUUUUGAAAUGUAGGCCUCAUAAUAUUAAGGAUUCCUUCAAUAUGCCUUCAACUUCUGGUUGUAGUAAGUAGAUAUUGUGUUUAAAGAUUUCUGCAGUUAUGUAAUGAUACAUGAAUUAGACUUGUUGUGAACUGUCAUUGUUUUUAUCAACUGACCUCACUUUGCACAGCAAUGCCCAUUUAUACUGUUUAUAAAAUACACGAUUUGAAGGUAAUAAAUUUGGGGCUUUUGAUGUAUAAAUAUGUUCAUUAAUCUAUAUUUUUUUCUAUUUUAGACAAGGACUUGAAUAAUGAGGAACUAUUGUCCCAGAUUAUCUAAGGUGAAAUGGAUGUGGGGAAAGCAUUAAAGUCUAAAUGUAUUCACAGCAUAUAACAAAGAAGCUAUAUAUAUGCUGACUAGUUAUUUAAGAAGAUAAGGACAGACUUGGUUUUCAAUUUAAUGGUAUGACAUACUCUGCUCUUGUAAAUGAGUUACCACCUGUUUAGUGUUUGUUUUCUUCUUAUUGUGGAAGUGACAUAUGCUGAUUAUAAAAAAGAUUUAUAAGAAAGAUAAAAAGCACCCAAAUUCUCUCAACUGAUGAUAGGCUCCCUUAACACUUUGGUAUAUUUCAUGUAUUUUAAAAAAUAGGUAAGUUACAUUGUAAAUACAAUUUUAUAUCUUAUUGUCUUAGCAUUUUUGU